AUGUCGUCCCAAGCCCCCCACCCCACCUUGUUGAUUCCCGGACCCAUCGAGUUCGACGAUGCUGUCCUCCAGUCCAUGGCCCACUAUGCUGAGAGCCACGUUGCCCCUGGCUUUGUCAAGACCUUCGGAGAGACAUUGACCUUGGUGCGCAAGCUCUUCCAGUCCACUAACCCCGCCGCCCAGCCCUUCGUCAUCUCCGGUAGCGGCACUCUGGGCUGGGACGUCGUUGCCUCCAGCUUGGUCGAGAAGGGAGAGAAUGCUCUCGUCCUGCACACCGGCUACUUCGCCGACUCCUUCGCCAAAUGCUUGGAAACCUACGGUGCGAACGCAACACAGCUCAAGGCACCCAUUGGGGAGCGUCCGUCGUUCGAGGAGAUCGAGCAGGCCCUGAAGGAGAAGCCCUACAAGGUCAUCACCAUCACCCACGUCGAUACCUCGACCGGUGUGCUCAGCGACAUCAAGCGCAUUGCCGAGAUCGUUCGCCGUGUCAGCCCCCACACCCUGGUGGUUGUUGACGGCGUCUGCAAAGGCCAUCGGUUGCCCCCCGGUCUCAGCAUCCUGAUGACCUCCGCCCGCGCCCUCAACGUCUUCAAGAACCGCCAGUCUCCCCCCGCUUCAUACUACGCCUCCAUCGCCAACUGGCUCCCCAUCAUGCAGAACUACGAGAACUUCAAGCCCUCCUACUUCGCUACCCCACCCACCCAGCUGGUCCACGCCCUGCACACCACCCUGUCCCAGAUCACCUCCCGGCCCAUGGCUGAGCGUUUCGCCGUGCACACCCAGGCUUCGGACCGUGUCAAGGCCGCUGUCGCCGAGCUUGGCUUGAAGCAGCUGGCCGCGAAGCCAGAGAACCAGGCCCACGCCAUGACGGCCAUCUGGCUGCCCGAGGGUCUGGCCCCACCAGACGUGCUCCCGGGACUGCUGAAGCGGGGCGUCAUCUUUGCAGCGGGUCUGCAUAAGGAGGCUGCGACCAAGUACAUCCGGUUCGGACACAUGGGCGUCAGCGUCUCCGACCCUGCCCGCAAGGACAUUGACAACGCCGUUGCUGCUCUGAAGGAAGCCAUGACGGAAGCCAAGCAGGCCAAGGGACUGUAA
Aspergillus bombycis is the source of this 1095-nucleotide messenger RNA. RefSeq names its product alanine--glyoxylate transaminase. NCBI's taxonomy places the organism in Eukaryota, Fungi, Ascomycota, Eurotiomycetes, Eurotiales, Aspergillaceae. Gene Ontology annotation, cellular component: peroxisome. The record is from RefSeq and is a predicted model, not a curated record. The transcript is spliced from 3 exons. Gene Ontology annotation, molecular function: L-alanine:glyoxylate transaminase activity; L-serine:pyruvate transaminase activity. Bases 1 to 1095 code for a protein of 364 amino acids.